AUUCUCGCCAGACAACCACCGCGAAACCUCUGCGAGCAGCCGGCUCUUCACAAUAUCCACGAGUCGCUCCGCGCGCGCCCGUCUACCCCUCCAACUACCCCUCCAUCCACACAAGACCGCCUUUGAAGCCGCCCACCAUGCCGACUAUUGCUGUCGACAAGGCCGCUCUCUUCAAGGAGCUAGGCCGGACGUAUACGACGCAAGAGUUUGACGAGCUAUGUUUCGAGUUCGGCAUCGAGUUGGACGAGGACACGAGCGAAAGUACAAAGCCCGAAGACCUGGCGCAACCACCACAGCUCAAGAUUGAGAUACCGGCCAACCGUUACGACAUGCUGUGCUUUGAGGGUAUUGCGAUGAACUUGAAAGUCUUCUUGGAACAACAAAAGCUGCCCAAGUGGAGUUUGGCGCCGCCCAAGAGCGGAGAGUUGGAGGUUCUGGAUAUCAAGCCUGAGACCAAGCAAAUACGAGAGCUCUGUUCAGGUGUCAUCCUACGCGGUAUUACCUUUGCCAAAGAACGCUACGACUCCUUCAUCGCCCUGCAAGACAAGCUACAUGCGAAUUUGGCGCGCCAGCGGACGCUUGUAUCGAUAGGAACCCAUGACCUCGACACAAUCAAGGGCCCCUUUUCAUACGAGGCGCUACCACCAGAGCAGAUCAAGUUCGUCCCCUUGAAUCAGGAAAAGGAAAUGAAUGGCAAGGAGCUCAUGGACUUCUAUGAAAAAGACAAGCAUCUCGGACGUUUCCUGCACAUCAUUCGCGACUCGCCCGUAUACCCAGUCAUUUACGACUCAAAUCGAACCGUUCUCUCACUACCUCCCAUUAUCAACGGCAACCACAGCAAGAUCACCUUGGACACAAAGAACGUGCUCAUCGAAAUUACUGCAACCGACAAGACCAAGGUCGAGAUUGUCAACCACAUGCUCGUAGCCAUGUUCGCCGGAUACGCCGAAUCGAUAGAAGCCAUCAAGAUUAAUUCACCACACAACGGCGAGUCACGAGAAUCGCCAGACCUGUCGCCGAGGGAGAUGCAGGCCGAGGUUGACUACCUGAACCAGGUCACUGGCUUGGACCUAUCGCCCGAAGAAAUCUGCAAGCUAUUGUCGCGAAUGGGCCACGACGUUUCACCUUCAAAAUCUGACAAGAACAUGCUUGAUGUUUCAGUCCCAAUCACCCGAGCGGACAUUCUGCACCAGGCCGACAUCAUGGAGGAUUACGCCAUCGCAUAUGGUUUCAACAAGCUCCCGAGAGUAUACCCGAACAAGACGGCCGCCGUUUCAGCACCAUUGCCCAUCAACAAGCUCGGUGAUAUUGUACGGAUAGAAUCGGCCAGUGCGGGGUGGACAGAGGUUCUGCCUCUCAUUCUCUGCUCACACGAGGAGAACUUUGAGUGGCUGAACCGGAAAGAUGAUGGAAAGACGGCAGUGAAGCUCGCAAACCCCAAGACAGCCGAGUACCAGCUCGUGCGGACGUCGCUGUUGCCCGGUCUUCUGAAGACUAUCAACUCCAACAAGCAUCACUCGGUCCCAAUGAAGAUCUUCGAGGUCAGCGAUGUUGGUCUUGUCGACUUGGAGCAGGAGAGGAAGAGCAGGAACGAGCGACACUUUGCAGCGGCGUACAUGGGCAAGACGAGCGGUUUCGAACAGGUGCACGGUCUGCUGGACAGGCUCAUGCUCAUGCUUCGAUCUGCUUUCUUGACGCGGGAAGACGGUUUGAAGAACGAGCAGCUCCAGGGCUACUGGAUUGAAGAGGUGGAUGACCCUACUUUCCUUGCUGGCCAUGCAGCAGCCAUUAAGCUCAAUCUGGGUGGUAAGAACCACACCAUUGGCGUCUUUGGCAUUCUGCACCCUAGUGUGCUGCAAAAGUUUGAGCUGCCAUACCCCGUCAGCACAGUCGAGUUCAAUCUUGAGGUCUUUUUGUAAGGCGUAGCAUACCUGCUCAUGUGGGAAAUACCCAGGCAGUAGACAAAAUCAAAUAACGAGAUGGUCGCUACUCUUGC
This is a messenger RNA of Exserohilum turcica Et28A, 1996 nucleotides long. RefSeq lists its product as uncharacterized. The coding region runs from base 138 to 1919 and encodes 593 amino acids. Lineage: Eukaryota; Fungi; Ascomycota; Dothideomycetes; Pleosporales; Pleosporaceae. Gene Ontology annotation, biological process: phenylalanyl-tRNA aminoacylation. The transcript has 6 exons. The record is from RefSeq and is a predicted model, not a curated record. Gene Ontology annotation, molecular function: phenylalanine-tRNA ligase activity; magnesium ion binding; RNA binding. Gene Ontology annotation, cellular component: phenylalanine-tRNA ligase complex; cytoplasm.